UUGUGCAACCGGAUCUCACGGUCGCAGACCAUUAGUAAAAGCGUCAAUUCAAUAAUUCACGGCCGCCGUUUUCACUGGUCGAAAAUCGCGAAAAUAAUCAUCGGAAAAACGAUUCGCGUCGGCCCGUUACGUACGCUUUCUAGCCCGGUGCAGCGCUGCGCCCGCGCAGUGUCCCACCGACCCGCUGCGGACUAACGCGCUUCUAUGUAAACACAAUAUUUACAUACUUCAUCGUAUAAGACAAGUGGCACACGCUAAAAACAUCAGACCGUCAGACUGACGCGCGCCCAUCUGUUUAGCAACCCCUUGCAUCCAAGUCAGAUUAGACAACGCGGUGAAAGGUAUAAAAGUAUAUAACAAAAAAACAGCGAUUUUUCAGUGCAGUUCGGACGAGAUGCGGCCAGUAGCGAUCUGGCUACUGACGGUUGUGGCGCUCGCAGCCGCAGAAAUCGCGGAGGAACCCUGGGUCGAAGAGGAAGAUCUCGAAGAGCCUUACAAUGAGGAGAGGGAAGAAACAAUCGAGAGAUACAGAAGAGAGGCGUACGUGGAAGAACCUUAUGAGGAACAUAUUAGAGUGAAAAGGUGCUACGACGAGCCGGUGUACAGAGUGAGGCGCUCAGCUGAUUAUUCAAGGGUUCCUCGCCAAGUUCAUCAGUACGAAGUCCAUGAGUUCACGGAUGAUGCGUCUCCAUCGUCGCCGCCUUACGAGGAAAUGUUGGCAGCCAGCGCUGAUCAUUACCACAGAGUAUAUGCCGCCCCACCGUCGGCAUAUGCUCGUUACCGUAACCCUGAAGUGAGUCCAGUUCAGUUCUCAUUCCAACCUGUGGUGUCCCAACCUGCCAAUCAAUAUGUUGCUUCGUUACCAAACGCCCCGUUGAAUGACCAGCCUAAUGUGAACCAUGACCCUGUUCAGUUUGUCGCUCCGCCUAACCUGGUUAAUGUUGCUUCCGCCCCGUUUGCUUCGGCAGCAAAUGCCGAAGCACCUGUGCAUGGACCGGUGCCUGUUCCAUCUGUGAGUGUGCCGCAGCAUGUGAAGUUGGAUGGUGAUCAGUACGCGGCGGCUGGACAUCAUCAUAAACAUUCCUCGGGACAUUCGCAUGGCGGUGGUCACGGCAAGCAUGCAGAUCACCACUCUAAUCGUGGUGGUAAGAGUACUAAGGGUUACAAAUCCAAUCAUCACCUAGACAAAGGAGCUAAAGGUUCAAAACUUGAUGAGAACCAUCGCAAGGAGUAUGAGGAAGCUGCAGGAAAGAAGCAUAAGCACCACGACCACGCUGAUCAUAAAGGCAGCCAUGAGGAAGAAGCCCAUGGGCACAGAGGUUCCAAGUUUGAUGAGAAGAAAGGUCACAAAAAAGGACACAAGACUAAAGGAUACCACAACAAAUACCACAAAGAUGAGUUCCACAAAGAGCACAAGUUCUACGACGACUUCCAUAAGAGUGGAGAACACCAUCGGUUCGGCAAGUUCCACGCCAAGCACGCCAGCAACGAGAGUGGCAAAAAGAAGGCGCACCAUGUCAACGCUGGCCAUGACUUCAUGGAGCGCGGGAAGAAGGGAUACAGUAACAAAGGUCAUCUUGAUGAAGAUCACAAAGGUUAUAAAGGCAAAGAUGGACACAAGGAGCAUCAUGCGUCACACUCUGAGCACGGCAAGAAAGGUGGCAAGGAAGGCGGCUCACAGUGGGGCUAUCAGAAGAAACAGUAGACCUACUCAAGAACUAAAAGACUUGUAUACUAAUUAGCUAUAAAUAUAAGCAAUUUGUGUGGACAACGAUGCUAAUCAGCAUCACAUAUUGCCACUAAUCCAUACCAGUAUUAUAGAUGUGAUUUCGCUAAUUCUUUUUUUGGCUAUGUUUGUUAUUGUCAGAA
Achroia grisella is the source of this 1869-nucleotide messenger RNA. RefSeq names its product histidine-rich glycoprotein-like. The coding region runs from base 395 to 1705 and encodes 436 amino acids. The record is from RefSeq and is a predicted model, not a curated record. NCBI's taxonomy places the organism in Eukaryota, Metazoa, Arthropoda, Insecta, Lepidoptera, Pyralidae. The transcript has 4 exons.